AUGGAGGUGGUUCGAGUGAGCUUCGCGGAUCUCAAGGAAGGCAACGAUCUCUCCUCUCAAAUCGAAGCUGCUUUCGGGCCUGGAGGUCUGGGAAUCAUUGCUGUUUCCGAUGUUCCCGGCUAUCCUGAGGCAAGGGAGCGGCUUCUUCCGCUCGCGUUAAGGCUUGGGGCGCUCCCAGAGGAGGCCAAGAGACGCAUUGAGGACCCAAACAGCAAGUACAGCUUUGGAUGGAGCGAGGGUAAGGAGUCGGUGGAGGCAGGCAGAAGGGACGCGCUCAAGGCGUCCUUCUAUGCCAACCCGCUCACCGACACGCCCACCACCGAUCCUGAGCUUAUACGCAGGUUCCCCACCUACUGCCGCCCCAACGUGUGGCCCUCACAAGACCUUCCCGAGCUUGAACCAGCCUUCAAGGCGCUGGGCCGGUUGAUAGUGGACGUGGGCAAGCAGUUGCUGCAACAUUGUGAUGCCUACGUGCACAGCAGGAACCCUCACGUGCCCUCAGGCAAGCUGCUACGAGUGGUGGAGCAGUCCCCCUGCCACAAGGCCCGCCUGCUGCUCUACCUGUCACCGCAGCAGCCCCCACCCGCACCGUCAGCAGCACAGGGAGAGAGAGAGGGAGAGGGAGAGGGCGAAUUGCCUGCUGAGAGCAGCAAGGUAUCAAGGGAGGAGGCAGUGGCGUGUGCAGGCAAUGGGGGCAAUGGGGGUGUGUCUGCUUCUGAGAGUCUAACGGCUGUGGCAGAUGCGGACGUGUCGUCGUGGUGUGGCUGGCACCUGGAUCAUGGCUCCCUCACAGGCCUGACGAGGGCGCAGUUCUGGAGGGGAGGGGAGGCGGUGGAGGGCAGCGACCUGGACCCCUCGUGUGGCCUCUACAUCCGAACCAGGGACGGGCAGAUUGUGCAGGCGCGUAUACCAGAGGGGUGCAUAGCGUUUCAAGUGGGUCACGCCAUGUCCAUCCAGUCGGGGGGGCUCCUAGCUGCCACGCCCCACUGCGUUGCGGCACCUAAAGGGCCGGCAUCAUCAAUAGGCGUUUCUCGCGCCACAUUAGCAGUGUUCAUGCAGCCCUCAUGGAACGAGCCUCUCGACAUGCCUCCCUGCUGCUCUCUUACACCAGAGGAGUUGGUGCCGUGGCAACCGGGCAUGGACUUUGGAACCUUUUCAGAACGAACAAUCAAGCAGUACUACUGA
Closterium sp. NIES-65 is the source of this 1185-nucleotide messenger RNA. The record is from the annotation of a GenBank genome assembly. NCBI's taxonomy places the organism in Eukaryota, Viridiplantae, Streptophyta, Zygnematophyceae, Desmidiales, Closteriaceae.